UGCGCGACAAUGCGCCCACGUGGCAUCAGGCAACACUAUUGUUUUGAUCCAUCGCGACGCGCAUUAUGCUGGCAAAUUGUAGGUUUUCGCGUGAAAAAUCGCUUAUUGGAGCUGGAAAAUGACCCAGAAUGGUGUGCGAAGAAGGAAGUUGGCCAUCGGCGGAGGAGUGCUCACGACGAUCGGUGUGAUGGCUUAUGAAAUAAUCCGGAUUAGGAGGCAAUUUGAUGGGCUGGUGGACACGAGUGUAAUGGAUUAUGACAGGAAGAGACCGGACUACAUCUACAUCAACUACUCCAUCUACAGGGAGUCGCUGAGGCGACUGCAGGAGGAACAAGAGGGCAAAACCUUCGUGAAUAUCAUCAGUCAUCCGAUUGAGAAGUGGUGGAAGGCAAUGAAGCACUCUGUGGCCUGGAGAUUGUUGCAAAUGGCCCAGACGUCCGAUCGCCACGACAGAAUCAAGGCAGUGCGUCAGCUGGCCCUCGUGGAUCACCUGAAGUCCUGGGACUACCAGCACUUGGCUCAGCUGUGCGACGCCAGGACAGCGGUGUCCCUGGCGCGCUCCCACUGUGAUUUGCGAUGGUUUCUGCCGCCGCGCCACUUGGGCGUCGUGAAGAACCCAAAACUCCUGCUUAAGGACAUUCACCGUCUCCUCGAGGAUGUGCAGAGCAACAAGUGUGCCGCGACACUGCUGCAGAAGACCUUCGGGAAGUACGAAUUCCAGGAGGUGUCUGCGGAUCAGGAGCUGCUCAAGUGUGGCAAAGGCUUCGCACGCAUGAAUCCAGAACUCGAGCUCCUGCGGCAGUGCAUUGACGUCCUGUCACACCUGUCAGAGUACCGCGAUGUGGCCCAGAGGAUCAUCUCCGAGGGCGGUCUCGUGCAUCUCAUGGAGAUCUACAAGAUCUUCCGCGAUCACUUCGAUAUGAGGCUCAAGAUUUGUCGUGUCAUCGCGAAUUUGAGCAUUUGCUCUAAUCGCAUUGACGACUUCUUCGUCACAGGUUGGAUCGCAGUACUUGCUCAGUGGACACGCAGUGACGAUAUGCGAAUCUGCGUCACCGCGGCCAAGACACUGAGGAAUCUCGACACGGAUGACAAUGCCUCGUGUCUGUACAAGUCCAAGAUUUACCCUCUCUAUCCGCUAUGGCGGCGCAAGAGGCGUCCGGAAGUGGACGUUGUGUUUGUGCACGGAAUCUUGGGAGGGGUUUUUGUCACGUGGCGCCAGAAGGAGGGCAUCGCUAGCGAAGGAAUGCGCCAAGGAGGAGUGAUCAAGAUGACCAAAACACCCACAAAACCCACCUUUUCGGAAGAACUCCUGGAAUCUCUCGAGGGAAUUGACAAAAACCGCGGCGAAUUGCCUGAAGACUGGGAGGUUGUCUACGAGGAUUGCCCGGAAGCUGCGUCUCACGACGCUGUGGGGCCGUUCAGUGUGUCCGGCGAGGAGUGGAAUGCACCGGAUGGCUACUCGAAUUGCUGGGCCAUGGAUUGGCUGCAGGAAUCCUUCCCGGACAUCCGCGUAAUCGGCCUGAAUUACGACUCGACGCUGUCUGAGUGGUACUCGAAGUGCCACGGCUGCGGAUGUCACAUCACGCGCGGCACGGUGGAGACGCGCGCCAGGGAGUUCCUGGAGCAGCUGGUGGCGGCGGGUGUGGGUCAAGGUGGCCGGCCAGUGGUCUGGGUGGGCCACUCGAUGGGCGGCCUGAUUGUGAAGAGCAUAAUUACGCAGGCGCUGCGCCAGGCGGAUGAGGCGGUCAGGGACAUUGGCGUGAACACGAAGGGAAUCAUGUUCCUGGGCACUCCGCAUCGUGGCACGCCCGUGGCCAAGCUGAAGCAGCACACGCAGAUGCUACUCUCGCCGACAUUGGAGGUGCGUGAAAUGGAAGAGAAUGCCAAGAGUUUGCUGGAGUUGCAUAAGGAUUUUGUGGGGAAGAUUGAGAGUUUGUGUCCUGAGGUGGAGAUUGUCAGCAUUGCUGAGGGAUUGCCGACAAUCUUGACCAGCUUUAAGCUCUCCUAUCAUGUGGUGACGGAGGAAUCGGCCAAGAUUGAGUUGGGGGACUUUUAUCGUCUCAAUGACGAUCACUUGGGCAUCUGCAAACCAUCUUCGCGGCACUCAUUUCUCUACCAGCGCCUAUUGGGGCUCAUUCAGCGAAUCCACGAGGAUCUGCAGCGGAAGUCGACCGCAUGAAAGACUGUGACGAAUAGAUUGGACCAUGACGAACACCUUUUAUUUCACGAGAGGCUUCGAGGAAAUUAGUUAGUGAAGUAAUAAUAUAUUCUAUUUAUACUGCGAA
Molecule: messenger RNA, 2285 nt
Organism: Phlebotomus argentipes
Lineage: Eukaryota; Metazoa; Arthropoda; Insecta; Diptera; Psychodidae
Product: protein SERAC1
Exons: 4
Coding region: 119-2179 (686 amino acids)
Source: RefSeq, a predicted model, not a curated record